AUGUUCGAAGGGGCCAGCUCCGAGGCCCUUCGAAAGGAAGAUAAUGCCCCAAGCGACUCACUUGAGGCAAUAGUGGUUGGAGACUCGCCGACUCUCCCUGCAUUUUCUGAGGAGGCAAUUCAGGAGGCCCAAGCUAUGAGGACUCCCGAUGUAGAAGGAGCCCACGGAGGGAGGACCCCUUCCAUGGGUACUUUACCGGAGUCGAAGAUGGCCUUGGCACUCCAUCAAGAGGCAUUUUCCAAAUCCCGAGUAGAGCUGAGCCAAUGUGAGGUCGAUCUUCAAAGGCUCACGGAGGAGAGAAAUGCCCUCAAACUUCUUAACAGGCAAAAGGAAGAGGAGAUCAAGGACCUUCGAGCCGAAUUGGCCACGACUCACAAAGUUCAUCAGAAGGCCGAGAGAAUCGAACAGCUCCGUGAGGAGGGUAACAUGAUGAAGGCGGAGACCUUGGGGUGGAAACAAAACAUGGACCGCCUAGCCUCAGAGAAAGAGGUUGCUCGAGCCCAAUUGUCAUCGGCCGUAAGUCAGCUUCAAGACAUACAGGAGAAAAACUCAGCUCAGGCCAAGAAAAUAGAGGAGCUCGAGGCUCGGUUGGCCACCGAACUCGCAAAAGCUAAAUCUGAGGCAGAAAAAGCAAAGGCUGACGCGGAGGCGAUCGUGGCCGUCUACCGAUCUGAUACUAAAGCUUCUCAAGUCCAAGCAAGAGAAUCUACUGAGGCCGCUCAAACUCGAGCUCUUUGGAUUGCCGAGUUUGCCAAGUGCCAAUCUCGAAGGGAGACCCUCGAGGAGAUCCAUGCUCGAGGUUACGAUCUUACUGACGAGAUAAGGAAGGCCAAAGAGCUUGAAGACCAUCCGACGAGAUAA
Molecule: messenger RNA, 861 nt
Organism: Nicotiana attenuata
Lineage: Eukaryota; Viridiplantae; Streptophyta; Magnoliopsida; Solanales; Solanaceae
Product: myosin-14-like
Exons: 3
Coding region: 1-861 (286 amino acids)
Source: RefSeq, a predicted model, not a curated record